CUUAAGGCCCUUAACUUUUCCAUAUUCUUUUCUCCACUUUUCUCAGGCCACUGGCUGGCAUGUUGGCUUCUCUUUUUUACUACCCAAAGAAAAAAGCCAUUCCAUCUCUCUCUCUCUCUCUCUCUCUCUGACAUCAAGGCUUUGAACAAUUGAAAAUUCAACCACUUUCAUUCUUUUCCAAUUUUACCAAAAGUCGUAUAAAAAAAAACAUACCAGCAACAAAAUUAUCAGUUGAAAGUUGGUUGUGUGUGAGCAACUUUAGCUCAUCUUCUAACCAAAACAAAAUUCCCAUCUUCAAUAUCAUUUCAAGAAUAUGAUUCAAAUGGGAAUUAGAAUAAAAGUUUCCAUUUUUCUCUUGUUGUUGUGGAAUUUUUCUGGAAAUGGUUUGCUUACUGAAAAAGGUGUUAAUAUUGAAGUUCAAGCUUUGAUGGCUAUUAAAGCUGCUUUGAAAGACCCACAUUCUGUUCUUAAUUGGGAUGAAAACGCUGUGGAUCCAUGUAGUUGGAGCAUGAUUACUUGUUCUUCAGAGAAAUUUGUCAUUAGUUUAGGAGCUCCAAGUCAGAACUUGUCCGGUAGCUUGUCGCCCAGCAUCGGAAAUUUGACAAAUCUUCAGUCUGUGCUUCUACAGGACAAUAAUAUAUCAGGAACAAUUCCAAUGGAGAUUGGGAACAUACCUAGCCUUGACACUCUUGAUCUUUCAAGCAAUGGCUUCCAUGGAGAAAUUCCCUCUUCUCUUUCCCAUCUUAAGAGUCUUCAAUAUCUGAGACUAAAUAACAACAGUCUUUCGGGGGCUAUUCCUUCAUCUUUGGCCAACAUGACUCAGCUGGCAUUGUUGGACCUGUCUUUUAAUAAUCUGAGUGGCCCAUUGCCCAGAUUACUAGCUAAAACCUACAACCUUGCUGGGAAUUCGCUCAUUUGCUCACCUGGGUCAGAGCAUAGCUGCAAUGGAACUGCUCCACCUCUCUUAUUUGCUGUCAAUACAUCUCAAAAUCCACAACCUUCUGGGAGAUCCAAGGGCCACAAAUUAGCCUUAGCUUUUGGCUCAAGCCUUGGAUGUGUUUUUCUGUUAACCAUUGGGGUUGGCUUCUUUAUUUGGUGGAGGCAACGACACAACCAGCAGAUUUUCUUCGAUGUUAAUGUUUCAGAUCAAAGAUUUGAAGAAGUUUGCCUUGGGAAUCUAAGGAUUUUCCAGUUCAGAGAGCUUCAAGCCGCUACAAACAACUUCAGCGGUAAAAACUUGGUAGGAAAAGGUGGAUUUGGGAAUGUUUACAAAGGGUAUCUUCAAGAUGGUACAAUUAUAGCAGUGAAAAGGUUAAAAGAUGGAAAUGCAAUGAGAGGAGAAAUCCAAUUCCAGACUGAAGUUGAGAUGAUCAGCUUAGCUGUGCACCGGAACCUCCUCCGUCUCUACGGAUUCUGUAUGACAACCACGGAAAGACUGUUGGUUUACCCCUAUAUGUCGAACGGCAGUGUUGCAUCUCGUCUCAAAGCAAAGCCAGCUCUGGAUUGGAGCACCAGGAAAAGAAUAGCAUUGGGAGCAGCAAGAGGGUUACUGUAUUUGCACGAGCAAUGUGACCCCAAGAUUAUACACAGAGAUGUCAAGGCUGCAAAUAUAUUGCUUGAUGAUUAUUGCGAGGCUGUGGUGGGAGAUUUUGGACUGGCAAAGCUGUUGGAUCAUAGAGAUUCACAUGUAACAACUGCUGUACGAGGAACUGUUGGCCAUAUAGCUCCUGAGUAUCUCUCCACUGGCCAAUCUUCCGAGAAAACUGAUGUGUUUGGAUAUGGAAUUCUUCUUCUUGAGUUGAUCACAGGACAGAGAGCUCUUGAAUUUGGAAAAGCUGUUAAUCAGAAAGGAGCGAUGCUUGAUUGGGUCAAGAAAAUUCACCAAGAAAAGAAGCUUGAACUACUAGUUGAUAAGGAUCUAAGGAGCAAUUAUGACCGAAUUGAACUAGAAGAAAUGGUUCAAGUAGCUCUCUUAUGCACACAGUAUCUUCCAACCACCAGACCUAAGAUGUCUGAAGUGGUCAGAAUGCUUGAAGGGGAUGGACUUGCGGAGAAAUGGGAAGCUUCUCAGAGGGCAGAUGCAAACAGAUACAGAGUCAACGAGUUCUCUUCAUCGGAGCGAUAUUCUGAUCUUACAGAUGACUCUUCCCUGCUUGCGCAAGCCAUGGAGCUUUCUGGACCAAGAUAAUGUUUAUACAGUUUUUCUUUUUUCUUCAUUACAAAGAAUCCCAAAAUCCCAACAUGUAUUUUCCUACAGAAUGAGACAUUAUCAAAGUGAGUCUGUCAUAUGUCAGCCUCAUGUUGAGGCUCCUGUGUUAGUGGAGAUAACUCGUAAUUGUACAGUUCAAGUUCACGUGCUCAUAAUAGUAAUAUUGGAUUGAAUUUUGCUCGAAA
This is a messenger RNA of Cucumis melo (muskmelon), 2394 nucleotides long. RefSeq names its product protein NSP-INTERACTING KINASE 2. Gene Ontology annotation, biological process: protein phosphorylation. Bases 314 to 2188 code for a protein of 624 amino acids. Gene Ontology annotation, molecular function: protein kinase activity; ATP binding; protein binding. The record is from RefSeq and is a predicted model, not a curated record. The transcript is spliced from 11 exons. Lineage: Eukaryota; Viridiplantae; Streptophyta; Magnoliopsida; Cucurbitales; Cucurbitaceae.